Messenger RNA from Zygotorulaspora mrakii, 858 nucleotides. RefSeq names its product Pet8p (gene PET8). Bases 1 to 858 code for a protein of 285 amino acids. The record is from RefSeq and is a predicted model, not a curated record. The transcript has a single exon. Gene Ontology annotation, molecular function: S-adenosyl-L-methionine transmembrane transporter activity. Lineage: Eukaryota; Fungi; Ascomycota; Saccharomycetes; Saccharomycetales; Saccharomycetaceae. Gene Ontology annotation, cellular component: mitochondrial inner membrane.
AUGGAUUCCGAUGGAUUUUUGGUUUCGCUAUUGAGCGGCGCAGCUGCUGGUACGUCUACGGAUCUUGUUUUCUUUCCCAUUGAUACAUUAAAGACAAGAUUGCAGGCCAAGGGAGGGUUUUUUGCCAACGGGGGGUAUCAUGGAGUAUAUAGAGGACUAGGAAGUGCGGUGGUCGCUUCAGCUCCGGGUGCUUCCUUGUUUUUUGUCAGUUACGAUUUUAUGAAACAGGAAUUGAAGCCUUACUUCAGAAGAUAUUUACCCAAUGCUUCCGAGCAAUUCAUUGAAACUUCUGUACAGAUGUGUGCUUCAACAAUAGGCGAAAUAUCUGCAUGCAUGGUUCGCGUGCCAUCCGAAGUGGUCAAGCAACGAACACAGACGCAUAAGACAAAUUCUUCAUGGCAAACGUUAAAGAAUCUACUGAAGAAUGAAAAUGGUGAAGGUAUUCGUAGAAAUCUUUAUCGUGGUUGGUCCACAACAAUUUUAAGAGAAAUUCCUUUUACUUGUAUUCAAUUUCCAAUCUAUGAAUUCUUAAAAAAAAAAUGGGCUCAAGCUACUGGAGUUACUAGAGUAGCACCCUGGCAAGGCGCAAUAUGUGGUUCCUUCGCAGGUGCUGUUGCAGCCGCAGUAACCACCCCCUUAGAUGUCCUUAAGACCAGAUUAAUGCUCAACCAUCGCUCGGUCCCCAUUUUGAAACUAGCCAAAACGAUCUAUAUCGAGGAGGGUGCUAAAGUUUACUUUAGCGGAAUUGGGCCAAGAACUAUGUGGAUUAGUGCUGGAGGGGCAAUCUUUUUAGGUGUUUACGAGACUGUUCACUCCUUACUAACCUAUAAAUCCGACCUUAAUGAUAGACUUUUGUAA